Messenger RNA from Heteronotia binoei (common prickly gecko), 1448 nucleotides. Its product is annotated as platelet-derived growth factor receptor-like protein. The transcript has 6 exons. The record is from RefSeq and is a predicted model, not a curated record. Bases 110 to 1315 code for a protein of 401 amino acids. NCBI's taxonomy places the organism in Eukaryota, Metazoa, Chordata, Lepidosauria, Squamata, Gekkonidae.
CAAAUUAGUGUGAGAUUUCUUCCAACCUAAAAAAGCAGCAGAUGAACUAGUCCUUUGCACCCCGUGAACUGGCUGCAGAGACACACAUUUUGCUCUCGAUUGUCCCAGUAUGAAUUCCAAGCUUCUGGUCAUUCUGAGCAGCUGCCUUCUGCUCUUUGUCUUUGCUGAAUGCCAAAAAGAAAAAACUUCCAAAGCUAUAGAGAAGAAAGUCAUGAAGGAGUCAAAAACCAAAGAGUUUAAGCUUUCCAAAGCUACUAGUCAAAAGGUAAAACAGGGAACACUGAAGCUACUUGAGAAGAAAGGUCGAGUCAAACCCACUAUGGCUUCCAGACGGGGACUGCAGUCUACAUCCGUUCUGACUCGUAUGGUGGCAAAGGGGCAAUUUCAGAAGGUUGCUGAGACCUUGGUGCUAAGAGCAGGGCAAACUCUGGACCUGCGCUGCAAAGGAAAGGCGGUCAAAUGGAGAUAUCCGGUCUACCUUGAGGAAGAUGAUGAGAGGGGUCUUCGGAUCAAGGACUUUGAAAGGCACAGUCAGCUCAUUGUUGUCAACUCCACUGCUGCAGACACUGGUGAAUAUAGCUGUUGGUCCUUGCAGUGCCUGGAUAGUGAGUGUCGUGAUGGGGAGAACCGGAUAAGCAAAACAUUCAUCUUCUUUACAGAUCCGCAGGAGCUAUUUGUUCCCACAGAAGAUUACUAUGAAGUGAUACAACUGCGUACCAACCACCCCACCCUUCUGCCCUGCCAGGUGACCAAUCCGCUUGCCAAAGUUACAUUGCACCGGGAAUUUCCACCUGAGAAAAUUGCUGUAGAUGGGAUAGACAUCUCCUUUGAUGUGAAGAAAGGGUUCACAAUACACCGCCCUCACCCAUCCCUGGCAGGCUCUCUCUUCUGCAUGGCAAAUGUGAAUGGAUUACGGCAGAUCUCCACCAAAUAUAUGCUGAUUUAUGUGAACUAUCCCUCCUCAGUUCCCAAACCAGCUAUCAGACCCUCAGUAGCGUCUAUUCAGGCUGGAGACAAUUUCAAUGUCACUUGCACAGUGUUUGGGGAGCCAGAAAUUGCUGUAGAUUUCACUUGGGAAUAUCCAGGACAACAAAUUGGUAGACCACCAUAUGUCCAUGAACGCACAGAUUUGGCAAGACGUGGUGGGCAGGUGCAGCAAGAAUCUGAGAGCAUCCUCUAUAUUGAUGAAGCCCGCACUGUAGAUGAUGGGUUAUACACUUGCAUUGCGGAGAAUCUGCAAGGUUCCUCCAGGGUAUCUACUCGUGUUCGUGUGCUCCCAGCCACACCAGCUUUCAAAAAAGCAAAGACAGGGUAACCAUGCCUCAGCCUGUAGAAAGUCUCAGGUUCUGCUGGAAAUAUAAAGACUGGAAAGAUGUUUUCUCUCAUUUAUCUCUUCCCCCCCUUUGUAUGCUUAGUUUACUCAUUAAAGCAACAAGGCUUUUUUCCAA